AGAGACGAGAGGCUCCGUCUGCAACAGAACAGACUCUGAGCAUCACAGCAGACGGACAGACGUCCACUGGACUUAAACCUACCGACUCUAAAACAUCCAGAAGAAGAAGAAGAAGAAGAAGAAUGGGGCUGCACAGCGUUGAGGAACUGGUGACCGGUAAGAGGUCAGAGGGCAAAGAGGCGGCCGGCUUCCAGGGCGGCGCGUACGAGGCGGCCGUGGGUCAGGAGAAGCAGGACGAGCGCAGGACGCGCCGGGAGCUGGAGGAGAGCGACAGCGGCAGCGAGCAGGAGGAAGUCAGCGUGGCCGCUCUCAAUACGGACAAGAGCGGCCGACUGAAGCUGGAGACGGUGGACGACCUGUUCAACAUCCUGCAGCUGAGGAAGAGGAGGAGGGAGAGGAAGGCUCCUGCGCACAAGAAGCAGCAGCCGGAGCCCGAGAUCCUGCCAGAGACGGUUUGUGAGCAGCUGUUCCUGACGGCGGCCAUGGAGAACAAGCUGCCCGUGGUGGACAAGUACCUGAGCGACGGAGGGAACCCCGACGCGGCCGACAACUUCCAGAGAACAGCUCUGCACAAAGCCUCCUUCAAAGGACACGUGGAGGUGAUGAAGAGGCUCCUGGAGGCCGGAGCAGCCCUCGAGAAAAAAGACAAGCUGGAGGCCACAGCGGUGCACUGGGCCUGCAGAGGAGGCAGCCUGCCGGCCUUACAGCUCCUCCUGGACCAGGGAGCCAAGUUCACCUCCAGAGACAAGUUGCACAGCACCCCCCUCCAUGUGGCCGUGAGGACGGGACACUGUGAGUGUGCAGAGCAUCUCAUUCACUGUGGAGCAGACGUCAACGCCAAAGACAGAGACGGAGACACGCCCAUGCACGAUGCCGUGAGGAUAAACAGGUUCAAGAUGAUCAGGCUGCUGAUGAUGUACGGCGCCAGUCUCAACACAAAGAACUGUGAUGGAAAAACCCCGAUGGAGACGCUGUACUCGUGGCAGAGCGGCGCCAAGAGCCUCCUGUUCAACAUCAGCGAGGAGAAGCCGUCGCACUAGAACAGAACUUCCAGCUUCACCCGACACAUACGGACUCGGGGGCUCUGGUCCCCUCAGGCAGCGUCGGGGGUUUGAACCCAUCACUCUUUCUGUUUCUGUGGUAACAUCUGAAGCGUCGGUGUGGAGGCGCCUUCGAGCGACAAUGUGAAAUCUAAUCAGGAUCUCGUUAAUAAUGUGAUUAUCAGCUCUGAUAGAUUCGCCAAAUAUUGCUGGACAAUGUCUCGGCUGACGGGAGGAAGACGAGGGUUUUCUUAAUUUUUACUUUAAGCUGAGUUGAAGUCAGCGGCACUGCAUCGAGAAGGUGACUUAUUUAUUGAUUAAUGACGGUUCUCGUUAUUGUCAUGUUUAUUAGGUUUGACUGAGGAGUUAUGCUGUAGUUGGUUUAAUGAUUUUAUUUUCUGUCUAAGGUCAUAUUUAACCAAUUAUUGAUUUGAUCUUCUUACUAACAGGAAAAACUUAGAGAUACUACUUUAGGUUUUCCAGGUGUGCAUCACCUGCUUUUCACUGUGGAGCAAAUCCAGUGUAACUCAUUUAUUUAAAAGGGCUCCCUGCCCUCCCCCUCCUCCUCCCCCUUCCUCUCCCCCUCCCUUCCUGCUGUUUGAUGACGAGUGUUGUUGAACAUUCAAGUGAGUUUAACCGAGUUCUUCGGUCUUAUUAACGUUGAGAAACGAGACGGAGCAAAGUAAGUCUGAGAGUCAGGUUGAGAAGAGUCUCUCCACUUCCUGGAUUAUUUCUGCUGGAGAUAAAAUCACAAAAUACUGAGAAGCUUCUCCUGCAGCAACAAGAGUUUAAGUUCCAUGAGAAGUGUGAGAGAGAAGCAGCUGAAAAGUCACUGUUGGUUUUCGAGGAUGUUUGAUAAGUUUUUACGUGGCUGAAACGAGUCUUUUUGAUUUUUUUUAAAGGUGUUUGUUAAUUUCUCUGUAUAUCUGAAAACUGACUAAAUAAAAAUGGUUUUUGAAUUUCA
Mugil cephalus (flathead mullet) is the source of this 2004-nucleotide messenger RNA. RefSeq names its product ankyrin repeat domain 1a (cardiac muscle) (gene ankrd1a). The transcript has 9 exons. Gene Ontology annotation, biological process: regulation of transcription by RNA polymerase II. Gene Ontology annotation, molecular function: RNA polymerase II-specific DNA-binding transcription factor binding. The record is from RefSeq and is a predicted model, not a curated record. Gene Ontology annotation, cellular component: nucleus. The coding region runs from base 123 to 1040 and encodes 305 amino acids. Lineage: Eukaryota; Metazoa; Chordata; Actinopteri; Mugiliformes; Mugilidae.